Molecule: messenger RNA, 1842 nt
Organism: Nezara viridula (southern green stink bug)
Lineage: Eukaryota; Metazoa; Arthropoda; Insecta; Hemiptera; Pentatomidae
Source: the annotation of a GenBank genome assembly
AUGCAAUGCCUUAUUCUCGUAGACGUCAAAACGGCUAUCUUCCUUCAAAGUAAACGACUUCCUUUCCGGCAAAGCUCCCCUGAACCUGACGAUGAGGCUGGGGGAUCACAUGAUGCUGAUCCAGCUGCAGCUGUCGACGGUGGCUCCAGCGGGCAAGAAGGGGAGGCCGACGAAGCCCCCCGCGGCCCCCAGCCCCGCCAGCAGCCCGCCCAGCGAGGACUGCUCCUGCGACCCCAGGCCGGUACUCGACACCAAGGCCCUCGCCGAGGCCUCCCGCAACCUCACGCAGACCCUCAAGCAGCUCUCGUCGGAGGUACUCACUUCAAAGACUGACUCGGUCGAGGAGGUGAGCAACUUAAAGCGAAGGCAAGGAGCUAUUAUUGAAAGUAUGCAUCAUCAUGGUAAAGGUGUCUACUCAGGUACCUUUUCAGGUACCCUGAAUCCAGCUCUCCAAGACAGGUUUGGUCGUCCAAAGAGAGAUAUAUCAACUAUAAUACAUAUUUUAAAUGACCUUUUAUGUGCUACUCCUCAGUAUAGAGCUGCAGCUGCUCAAGAACAGGCAAGCAAACCUCAGCCACAACCAUCUACAUCAUCUUCAACAAGUAAUGAGGUGACCCGUGUGGUAGAAAAAUCCUCAGCUGAAAGUGAUGAAAAUAGAGCAACACGAGGGAAAAUGGAGAGGUUGAGACUUGUAUUAGGUCAACGAAGGGAAAGGAGAAGGGCAAUGAGAUCUCAACCAUACCCUACAGGCCACGAUCAUGUCACAGCAUAACGUAAUUUCAAGAAAAAAGAGCCUUACAGACAAGAGCUGAGAUGAGGACGAAAAACUGCCAUUGUAUAUAAAGCCCUCAUCAUUUAGAUACAUCAUUCCUCAUACCUGAUAGGCUAUAGUGAUACAAAUUGCUUUUUACCCAGAUUUAAUUUUUAAAAAACAGAGUUUUGUUCUUAAUUUUUCAUUUUUUAUGUGAAGAUUUAAAUGAAGAAAGAUGAUGAAAUAUUAUGCGUCGAGAGGAUAUGAAAAAAAAAAAACAUCUUUUUUUUUUUCCUUUUGUAAUUAAAUAUUAACUUUUGUUUGUGUAAAUAUAUGUCAUGUGGGUGUACAAUACUUUUUUUAUGUAUAAUAGUUGAAUGCGCUUUACACAUGCGUUUUCCCAAAAUGUUUAUCCUUAAGAAACUACGGGUUUGUCUCUUGCGAAGGACAGACUCGCCCUGAAACAAUGGGUUACUGUUAAUAUGUAUAUGUAUUAAGUAUUCUAAAUUAGUGCACAUUAUUCUUUGAAGUAAAUUGAGCCUCGUCUGAGGAAAAUAAAUUGUAUUUAGGGUAUUAAGAAAUUUAUUUAGAAACUCUUCUUUUUAUUGCUAUGUAUAAAUAUUAGUCAAGUUUUUCCUGUAGUUAGCCUUUAGUAAGAUGUAGAUUUAUACUCGAGAUUAUGCUAUAAAGAAGAGUAAUACCAGAGUCAAAUGUAAGACUUCUGAUAAGAAUUUCCAUGUGUUAUAUUAAGACAACAAUUUUUAAUAGAACACAUUUUAUGUAUUAAGUUGCAAAGAAAUUGUUAAUAAAUUAUUCCAGUAUAUACUCUUCUUACACUUUGUUUUCAUUGAUUGGACUUUAAACAGAUCCAAUUCUUGAUCUUUACCAUUCAAGAAAUGCUACUUACUUUUUCUCAUUUCUAGGCUAAAAAUUUCUUUUAUAAUUUUUCUGUUAUUUUUUUUUAUUACAUAUUUGCGAAAAUAAAAGUACAUUUUAUUGUUUUGAUUUUUUAUUAUUAUUUUUUUUUUAAGAUUAAAAUAUAUUAUUGAGCUUCAAAUUUGUGAGACAAAAUAAAAUAUUUAAUGACUGAA